Fusarium venenatum is the source of this 3417-nucleotide messenger RNA. RefSeq names its product sterol-sensing domain of SREBP cleavage-activation-domain-containing protein. The record is from RefSeq and is a predicted model, not a curated record. NCBI's taxonomy places the organism in Eukaryota, Fungi, Ascomycota, Sordariomycetes, Hypocreales, Nectriaceae. Gene Ontology annotation, molecular function: protein binding; sterol binding. Gene Ontology annotation, cellular component: endoplasmic reticulum membrane; SREBP-SCAP complex; Golgi membrane. Gene Ontology annotation, biological process: SREBP signaling pathway; regulation of cholesterol biosynthetic process.
AUGAUUUGGUACUUCCUGUACCCACUCCGAGGAACAACGGAAGCUCCGGUCCUAGCACCUACUCAUCCUGUCCGUCGUGCUCUAUAUCGAUAUGGAUCAUAUGCUGCCAGCCAUGUUGUCACGACUCUCCUUGUCUCGGUAGUCGUGGCUACCAUACUAAUCUAUCCCAUCCCCUACCUAUUCACAAGUGACUACGUCAAUGGCGCAUCCAACCUACCACACCAUGUUUGGACUGUCGCUCAGCCGCUGCCUUACGGCGCGACCAUCUGCCCCGAUGUCAUGAUGCGCUCUAUCUGGGUUCACGGUAGUUACAUGCAGGCACUGAAGCAAGAUUUACUCGUUUCUGCUUUGGAGUUGCAGAAUGAACUGCUUGGAAGCACCGAGAACUUCAGUCCCAUCCGGGCCCGAAAUGUUGCUCGUUCUUUACCUGAACCUGGUACCGAUCUUUCAACAAAUCAACGAGAUGCUUUCCAUGCCAUCAAUGGUUUGAACAAUCAGUCCUGGUUCUUUCACUCACCACUUCAGUACUGGGAUUGCAUCGAGGAGAAUAUCCUGGCCGAUCCUGCUAUUCUGACAACCGUCAACGACAAAAAGACUCAGUCCACCUCGGUCAAUGUCACCCUUAGACAUUCCAUCGUUUUCAGUGGGAAAAGGUUCGAAGAAAGACGUAUCGUCGCUGCCGAUGCUCUUGUUAUCACAUUGAUCUACCUACGGGACUCGCCCGUGGGCAAACAAUGGGAGAGAAAAGCCGCCUUCCUUCCAGACAAGGUGUCCAGCAAAUGGGACAUCUACCCACCCGAUGGCCGAUCUACCAUGAGCCAACUCUACGAAUUUCAAUUUCGUCCUAUAUCAAGCCAAGAUACGGCCAUUCUAGCUGUCGCAUAUGGGUUGACCGCCAUCUAUUUCCUCAUGAGUUUGUCUAAAUUGCGGGCUUUCAAGUCCAAGUUUGGUCUCAUCAUCACUGUUAUAUCCCAUAUCGCUUUCUCCGUCAUGUCCAGCUUCACCGUUUGCGCCAUCUUCAGACUGGAUUUGUCACGGAUUCCCAGAGCAGCUUAUCCAUUAGUCGUCCUCUCCAUGAGUCUUGAGAACAUUUUUAGACUCAUCAACGCCGUUAUCAUUGCUCCCGCCGAAGACUCGACAAGCAAUCGUAUUGGUCAGGCUUUUGGAGAGACUGCUCAUACAGCCAUCACUAGCUCACUGCAAAAUGUCUUUCUUCUGUUGCUGCUCUCUCGCUGGGUAUCCCCCGGUGUUUCGGCUUUCUGCAUGUUUGUAGCCGUUGCGAUUGGCUUUGACCUUUUUUACCUCUCAACCUUCUUCUUGUCCGUCCUCAGCGUUGACGUCCGACGUACGGAGCUCAGUGAUGCGCUUGCAAAAGCUUCAAUACGCCAUUACCGUGGAGAAUCCGAUUUUAAACCACGAGGAACAUGGGAGCUCGUUCUCCAAGGCAAAGCGACUCUGUCAACACGAAUAGCAGGCACUGUUAUCAUGCUUGGCUUUAUAUUCAUCGCCCAGUGGCACUUCUUUGAAGCUGCCGCGAUUGUCAACUUUUUAAAGCACUUAUAUCAGGGUCAUGGUGCGUUGGAGAAUAGCAGCUCGCCACAAACCUCACUGGACUCAAUUCACCAAGCGAGAAGCCCAAAAUCCUGGCUGAGACUACAAGAUCACGAGACAGCUCAGGAGAUUAUCAGCAUCAUCAAACCUACAGCCCAUAGCUACGUUGCGAGGGUCUAUGAGCCCGUUGUAUUCGUCAUGAAGGGUUCGGAUCGUAUGCCUCACUACAAGGAACCAACUCUACUCCCAGCACUUUACGACUUUAUUAACCACCAACUCACCCGAUUCGUCGUCAUUAUUCUGGUAGUCAUUGCCGGUCUUCGACUAUUGACAACCUUUCUUUUGUGGGAAGACGAAGCUAACGACGAUGAUCGACACUCGGAUACUGAUCCUACAUUGGACGUCAAGUCUUUCCAUGGAGGUCAUGCCCUUGAUAUAACGAUGCUGACAGCUACGUCUGAUGGUCGAAUUGUCUCAGUUGGCCUGGACCGUGCAAUCCGGGUCUGGAACGCCAAAUCUGCCAGUCUGCACUACACAAUCGCCAAAGGCGAGGAGUCCGAGGAUGCCUCGUUUCCGGUUCUAGCCAUGACCAUCGAUGACAACUCAAAGUGGUUGGCCAUAUUGUCUCGCUACAAGAUAGCCUUGUGGAAUCUCAAAGAGAAUGUCUGGGGGCCUUCGCUGUCUGUUAACCUCGAGGGUCAGAAAACAGAAGCCUUCUUCUUUGGCUCUUCCGAUCUAAAACGCGACAUUCCUAGGCUGAUACUAGUGCGUCGCAAUGGAACAUUGACCGAAUACAUACCAGACGCGGGAGAAGGAGCCGACUAUGGCAUAUGUCGAAGCCCACUGACCUGCGUGCGGCCCUUGAUAGAGAAGCGUAAGGAUAACCUACGAUUGAAUCUUGACCGCAAUACUGAUCCCAUGACUUUAAUAGGAAGCAACCAGGCGUCUCCAUUACUUGCCAUCAUUACCGCAUCUCGACGAGGCUGUGUUCAUGCAGCAACCAAGGAAACACUAUCUUGGAACUCUCGAAGUGUUGAACUGGAAGGAACUGAACAUGACGAAGUUCAUCAAGUGGUUCCUCUCGCUUCAUUGGGUCUCUUCCUGAUCGCUGGGACCAUCCGAGUUCAUCUUGUCAACAUGGAAGAUUACAGUCUCGUACAUACAUUUUUGACCGAGCGGAUGGCGCCGCGUUCCUUGCAGAGUGCAUUCUUUAGUCGCUCGUCGUCACGGCUAGGAAUCGAUGGGCUCGCCUGGUUCACCUUGUGUUAUACUAGCGCAGAGACAGGGGAUUGUGUAGUGCAAACAUUUGCCCCUCUCGAUGAUCAUGACAUGAUUUAUUACCAAAAUUCCGCGACACCAUCCAGUAGCGGAUGGUGUGCCUGGGAAUCUGCCAAGGAGACGAAGAAGCAUGUACAGAACCCCGGCUCAUGGAGUAUUUUGUCUGAUGGCAGUGUUGUGGGCAUACGACAAAAGUCAAAUAGGGCUCUCGACGCCCAGACUAACGGGCGACGGAAAACAGAAGGUCUUCGGCACCGAUCACCACGCAAAGAAUCAGGACGAGACCUUUUUGGACGCUGGGAGAUCUGGAGCGCUCCGCAGAGUGGCUUCUUGAGAAUGGAUGAGACACGGCCACUAUUCCAAGCCGAUGAAAGGGCAGGACAUUUGAUCGUGACAGAACUCGGCCCUGUGGUUCGAGUGGGCCAGCGAUCAAUCGCCUUCAGUUUUGGUAACGUGGUGAAACUGGUUACCGUCGGCGGGCACGAACGUUUCGACAACAGUGCGACAGAUAACGAUUCCGAGCACUUGAACGUUGGAAGUAGGCGCCGAAAGCCAGGGGCAUUAGUGCGACCCAGGGCUUGGAGCUAA